Molecule: messenger RNA, 648 nt
Organism: Ananas comosus (pineapple)
Lineage: Eukaryota; Viridiplantae; Streptophyta; Magnoliopsida; Poales; Bromeliaceae
Exons: 3
Coding region: 153-482 (109 amino acids)
Source: RefSeq, a predicted model, not a curated record
AAUACCCCAGCAGGAGCGUUUUGGAACUCCCUCUUUUCUCAUGAAAUUCUCCGCCCUAAUUAAAUUUCUCCUUUUACUUCACAACUAAGAGAAAGGGGUCGAUAUACACACAGCUAGCUUCUACGUACUAAGUUCUCAAAUAUAUCAAUCAUAUGAUGGAGAACAGCAAAGAGGAGAAUGGGGCGUGGAUGUCGGUGCCGGCGUUCGGGGAGUGGGACAUGAAGAACGGGCCGCCGGACUACUCGAUGGACUUCUCGAAGAUUCGGGAGAUGCGGAAGCAGAACAAGAAGGAGCUCUCCCGCUCCAGCAUCGGCAACGACGACGACCUCCUCUCCCGCCAAAACCAGCCCCACCCGCCUCCGCCCCUCCAGCCAACCCACGCCCGCCACGUCGACGCCGCCGCCCACGACCACGACCACGACCACUCCCCCACGGGGAGAAAGAAGUUUAUGAGUUACUUCCAAUGUUGUAUAAGAGCUUGAAGCAUAGUUUCCAUGAAAAGAAAAAAAAAAGGAAAAAAAAACCAUGAUGAGAUUAGUUUUGGGCUCCUUUAUUUGUGUUCUAAAACGGUUUAUUAAUGGCUCGAAUGUUUUAUGUAUAUUGGGAUUUUUCUUCAUAAUCUAAUUUACGAGAGCAUUUUGUUUAUUA